AUGGAAAAGAGCAAGGUGCUUGUGGUUGGUGGUACUGGGUACCUGGGGCGUAGGAUUGUUUCUGCAAGCCUAUCCCAAGGCCACCCAACGUAUGUUCUUCAAAGGCCAGAGAUUGGCCUUGACAUUGAUAAGCUCCAAAUUCUCUUGGCAUUCAAGAAGCAAGGGGCUCACCUUGUGGAGGGCUCAUUUUCUGAUCUGGAAAGCCUUGUCCGUGCUGUCAAGCUUGUUGAUGUUGUCAUCUGCCCCAUAUCUGGGGUACAUAUUCGGAGUCACAACAUUUUGCUGCAGCUCCAACUUGUUGAAGCUAUCAAAAGAGCCGGAAAUAUUAAGCGUUUUUUACCUUCAGAGUUUGGUCUAGAUCCACGACGUAUGGGACAUGCACUUGAACCUGGAAGAGUUACAUUUGAUGAUAAAAUGGUAGUGAGAAAGGCAAUACAAGAUGCUAAAAUCCCCUUCACUUAUGUAUGUGGUGCCGGCGUCGCUGGUUAUUUCGCCGGCAACCUUUCACAGAUGGGGACACUCGUUCCUCCAAAGGAGAGUGUUCUUAUUUAUGGAGAUGGUAAUGCUAAAG
This is a messenger RNA of Prunus dulcis (almond), 571 nucleotides long. Its product is annotated as isoflavone reductase homolog. NCBI's taxonomy places the organism in Eukaryota, Viridiplantae, Streptophyta, Magnoliopsida, Rosales, Rosaceae. The annotation marks the transcript as partial. The record is from RefSeq and is a predicted model, not a curated record. The transcript is spliced from 2 exons.